Molecule: messenger RNA, 1891 nt
Organism: Malurus melanocephalus (red-backed fairy wren)
Lineage: Eukaryota; Metazoa; Chordata; Aves; Passeriformes; Maluridae
Gene: USP49
Product: ubiquitin specific peptidase 49
Exons: 5
Coding region: 224-1891 (555 amino acids)
Biological process (GO): protein deubiquitination
Cellular component (GO): cytoplasm
Molecular function (GO): zinc ion binding; cysteine-type deubiquitinase activity
Source: RefSeq, a predicted model, not a curated record
GCGUGGCCGGCCGGGGCGUCUCGCGCUGGGUGACAGCUCGCGCGUGCUGGUGAUGGCGGCCUUUGAAGCUGAGAAUUUCCCUGGUAAAAAUUAAAAUCAAAUUCUCCGAACUCCUCCAGGACUCCUGGGGACGAUGGAGCCGCUCCGCGCCCGGGACGCGGCGCCGCGGAGGAAAGGAUGCGCAACCUCCACUCCGUCGGAGCAGCGCCGCCUCCUGUGAGACAUGGAUCGAUGCAAACAUGUGGGGCGGCUCCGACUGGCCCAGGACCACUCGAUCCUGAACCCACAGAAGUGGCUGUGCGUGGACUGCCACAGCACCGAGUCGCUCUGGGCCUGCCUCAAGUGCUCGCACGUGGCCUGCGGCCGCUACCUGGAGGAGCACGCCCUGCGCCACUUCCAGGAGAGCCGCCACCCCUUGGCCAUGGAGGUGCACGAGCUCUACGUCUUUUGUUACCUGUGCCAGGAUUACGUCCUCAACGACAACCCCGAGGGCGACCUGAAGCUGCUGAGGAGCUCGCUGUCGGCCAUCAAGGGCCGGAGCAGCGGCCGGACGCUGCGCUCYGCGGCUCAGCAGGACGCGUGCAGGAGCGGUCCCCAGGGCCAGUCGCAGACGCUGACGGCGCUGUGGCACCGGCGCCAGGCGCUGCUGGCAAGAGCRCUGCGCACCUGGUUCCACAGGAGCUCACGGGGACAGCUGAAGUUGAAGGAGAAGAAGGAGCUGGAGGAGCUGGAGAAGAAGAAGGAGGCGGCUCGGCAGCGGCGGCGGGAGAUGAAGAGGCGGCUGCUGGAGGAGCUGGCCAACGCUCCGCCGAGGAAGAGCGCCAGGCUGCUGUCGCACGUGCACGGGGAGAGCUCCGCGGCCAGGAAAUUCAGGGAGGUGGCCACGGCUUCCCCUACCUCACGGCAGGUGCACAGCAGCAGGUUGAAGCAGUUCUACUCCAUCCGGCGGCAGCCGCUGAUGACUCCGGGCGUGACGGGGCUCAGGAACCUGGGCAACACUUGCUACAUGAACUCUAUCCUGCAGGUGCUCAGCCACCUGCAGAAAUUCCGAGAAUGUUUCUUGACUCUGGACCUCUGUGAAACGGAAGAACUUUUAGCCAAAACUGUCAACGGCAGGGCCAGGGUGCCCGGCAGGCUGGCAAACGGAGCCGCUGCUCCCCAGCCUGGCGAGGUGAGAUCGUCCGGCACGCAGAGCUCGCCGGCCGGCUUGAACGGCGGCGGCUCCUCCAUCAGCCGCAGCUUGGAGCUCAUCCAGCCCAAAGAGCCGAGCUCCAAGCACAUCUCCCUCUGCCACGAGCUGCACACGCUGUUCAGGGUGAUGUGGUCGGGCAAGUGGGCCCUGGUGUCGCCCUUUGCCAUGCUGCACUCUGUGUGGAGCCUGAUCCCGGCUUUCCGCGGCUACGACCAGCAGGACGCUCAGGAGUUCCUCUGUGAACUGCUGGACAAGGUGCAGCAGGAGCUGGAGUCCGAGGGCACCAAGCGCAGGAUCCUCAUCCCCUUCUCRCAGAGGAAGCUCACCAAGCAGGUCCUCAAGGUGGUCAACACCAUUUUCCACGGGCAGCUGCUCAGCCAGGUCACCUGCCGGACGUGCAACUACAAAUCCAACACCGUGGAGCCCUUUUGGGACCUUUCCCUGGAAUUCCCAGAGCGUUACCACUCCCUGGAGAAGGGAAUUGUCCCUGUGCAGCAGGCUGAGUGCCUGCUGACUGAAAUGUUGGCCAAAUUCACCGAGACCGAGGCGCUGGAGGGGAGGAUCUACGCCUGUGACCAGUGCAACAGCAGACGGCGAAAAUCUUCUCCCAAACCUCUUGUGCUGAGUGAAGCUAAAAAGCAGUUGCUGAUCUACAGACUACCUCAGGUCCUCCGGCUGCACCUUAAACGCUUCAGGUGA